Molecule: messenger RNA, 892 nt
Organism: Phragmites australis (common reed)
Lineage: Eukaryota; Viridiplantae; Streptophyta; Magnoliopsida; Poales; Poaceae
Exons: 3
Coding region: 138-647 (169 amino acids)
Source: RefSeq, a predicted model, not a curated record
CAGUCCCCCCUGGCUCCACCUCGCUCGCUCCCCCCUUCCAGACGCUUCAGCUGCUCCCUCCGCAUAAAAGCCGCCGGCGUCGCCAACCCAACCGUCAGCUCAACCAGAGAGUGUCUGCUCUCAGCCACCCUUCCACCAUGCCCAUGGCUUCACGAGCUUCCGCCCUCCGCACGGCGGCGCAGGGCUAUUGGCGGCAGGUCUCCGCCUCCCGCUCCGCCGCCACGGCCGCCGCCGCGCACCCCGACGGCCCUGCCAAGGGAAAGCUGAGGGGCGAGUACGUGCCGGUGUACGUGGCGCUGGGCCUGAUCGUGCUGUCGGUGUCGCUGGGGCUGAGCACGGCGCGGCAGCAGCUGGCGCACUCCCCCAACGUCCGCGUCGACAAGAAGAAGCGCGAGACCGUGCCCGAGGUGGCCGCGCCCGACCUCGCCCUCGAAGAAGCCGAGCGCUUCGUCGGCAAAUCCUUCUUCCGCAAGGUCGCGCACGUGCAGGACGACCGCCGCCUCGCCGCCGGCGUCGCCGACCCCGUUGCGAGCUACCCGACGAAGAAGGCGGUGACGCUCAAGGACGUCGGGGUGGACACGCCGGAGAUCGAGAAGGGUAGGGAGGGAGUGCUCGACAAGAUCUUCAAGAAGAAGAACGACGCUUAAUCAAGUGCUUAUUCGAAGUGGAUGUGAUUUGUACAGUACAUAGUCGAGAGUUUUCUAGCUAGCUCUAAAAAAAUAAGACUCGGCGCCUACCUGGAAGUCUCCCGCCCGUGAAGAAAAAUCUUUUGGUGGGUGCGAGGAUAUGGCACGUGUCAUUAAGAAAAGAAAACAGUCAAGGGCUGUACUUUUGGAGCAGCUUUGUCUGCUCUACUGUGACGAUCUCUGGAAGAGCAGUGCUAGCUUUCAAA